This is a messenger RNA of Mercenaria mercenaria, 2102 nucleotides long. Its product is annotated as adenosine deaminase-like. Gene Ontology annotation, molecular function: adenosine deaminase activity. Gene Ontology annotation, biological process: inosine biosynthetic process; purine ribonucleoside monophosphate biosynthetic process; adenosine catabolic process. The transcript is spliced from 9 exons. The coding region runs from base 87 to 1190 and encodes 367 amino acids. NCBI's taxonomy places the organism in Eukaryota, Metazoa, Mollusca, Bivalvia, Venerida, Veneridae. Gene Ontology annotation, cellular component: cytosol; external side of plasma membrane. The record is from RefSeq and is a predicted model, not a curated record.
AUGAAAUUUAAACAGACGAAUACAAAAUGAUCAUCAUCCAGGAGAUAACCUAAUUGACCGGGUGACAAUGUUAUUUACGGUUAAAUAUGGGAGCUAAACGACAACGAGUGAAUCCAACGAAGGAUAAUUUUCCGUACAAGGUUGAACUGCACGUACAUUUAGAUGGAGCGUUCCGGCUUUCUACUGUCCUUGAAAUAGCCAGACGCAGAAAAAUAGAGGUUAAUGAAACAACCCUGGAUGAAUUCCGCAAGAGCAUUUGUGUGUACCAUGCGCAUUCGUUGUACAAAGUCCUCGCUUCUUUUGUCGUAUUCAUGCCCAUAAUAGCUGGGGACCGAGAAGCAAUUUCGAGACUGGUGUAUGAAUUUUGUGAGGACUGUGCACGAAAUAAUAUCAAAUAUGUUGAAGCAAGGUAUUCGCCACAUCUGUUGGCUAGCAGCGAACCGAAACCGGAGUACGCGUUGCAGCACGGUGAUCUUACGCCCCGGGAAGUAGUUCAAAUUGUUAAUGCCGCGAUACACAAAGGAUCAAAGGAAUUUAAAAUAAGAGUGAAGACAAUAUUGUGUUGUAUGCGACACAGACCAGACUGGUCUGAGGAUGUUGUAGACUUAGCGCAGGAGUUCAGGAAAGAUGGCGUCGUUGCCAUAGAUAUUGCUGGCGGAAGUAACGAUGAUAGUGUCGGUGUUGAAUAUAUUCAUGCAGAUCAUAAGAAAGCUUUUACUCGCGCCAAACACCUUGGACUGCAUAUAACCGCCCAUGCUGGGGAGGCGGGGUCUGCUGCGAAGGUCAAGGAGGCGUUGGAUGACUUACAUGCGGAAAGAAUAGGGCACGGGUAUCGCGUGCUUGAAGAUGAGAUAAUAUACAAGGAGGUACGCGAGAAACACGUGCACUUGGAAACUUGUCCAAUAUCGAGUAUAUGUACUGGGGCGGUACCGGAAGAUAUUCAUCAACAUCCAGUAGUCAGGUUUGCAGAGGAUAAGGCAAAUUAUUCACUAAAUUCUGACGACCCGUUUGUGUUUGACAGUUGUCUACUUGAUGACUAUAAUGCUGCAAAAGAAAUGGGACUGACGGACGAACACAUUAUACGAUCAAUCUUUAAUGCAGCUAAAUCCUGCUUUGCGACCGAGGAAGAAAAGAAAGAAAUGUUGAAAGACCUUGCAGACACUUACGGCAACAUAUACACAGACAUAUAAUAGAGAGAUAUUAUACAUGUAUAGUAAAGCUCUGAUAUAAAUAGUAUACGAAUUCUGAAAAGAACAAACUAACUACUUCUAAACAUAAUAAGCAGAAAUUAUAUCGCGAACUUAUUGGAACGAAUGAUUGAACAUCAAUUUUUACUUGCCCCUUGAAAAGGGUAGUUGACAAUUAUUACAACUACGUUAUCUUGUAUUGCGUGUCUGUAAUCAGGUGAUUUUACAGUGUCUGUGCUGACAGUUUUAAGAUGGCUAAUUUCUAUAAAAUCAUAGUGUUAAACAUAUCCAUGGUCAUAUGUCACUAAAAUAUUUUUUCUUUAGAUACAAGUAUUCACUUCAAAUGUAGAAAAUCCUGAUCAAACGAGUUUAACUUGACAUAAUAUAUAUGUUACGCGCAUAUAGCCAAUCUGCGCAUUUGGUAAAUCGCGCAGCGCAAAUAACCAAUUUGUUAUCUGCGCAACGAUUUGUAAAUCGGGCAACCUUAUAUAUUUCUUAUAUGCGCAGGGUAACUGUUUUGCGCGUUUGGUAAAUGAGUCUGCGCUUUUAUACAUUAAUUAUGUUAUAGAGAUACAUUCAUGAAGUGUGUACUAUUAUAAAUCUAAUGCAUAGUACUGUUAAUAUACCUACUUUUUCAUUAUGAACUAUAUGAUGUAAUAAUAAAUUAAAUUAAAUUAAAUUGUUCAUAUAUUUUAAAUACAAUGUAUAAAAUUUGAUUCUAUUAUACCUUUAAAAUUUAGGGUAAAAAAGAUAAGAAAUUACGCUAUUUUCAUCAGAUGCCAUUCAUAUAUUUUAUAAUCGUGUGAAACUUUGGUCAGUGAUAUGUCCAUUUGUACACUGAACUUGCAUAUAAUUGUAGCAGAUAUAUAAAAAAGCAUGAAAUCCUUAUAUACAAUUUUUGUUUCUUAAAGUCGC